Messenger RNA from Trichoplusia ni (cabbage looper), 4449 nucleotides. It is a transcript of the gene Dp1, whose product is annotated as vigilin-like. The record is from RefSeq and is a predicted model, not a curated record. Gene Ontology annotation, molecular function: mRNA binding. Gene Ontology annotation, cellular component: cytoplasm; nucleus. The transcript has 17 exons. The coding region runs from base 153 to 3944 and encodes 1263 amino acids. NCBI's taxonomy places the organism in Eukaryota, Metazoa, Arthropoda, Insecta, Lepidoptera, Noctuidae.
GUCUGUGCAUUACUGCAUAUUUCUCUCGCUACUGCAGCUGGGAGAAAAUAAGCGAUCCUGGCGGCUUAAGGAUAAUCAUCCAGGUUGAUUAGCUACAGUACUUACGUACUGUAACGACUUGGCGCGAACAAGGACUGCUGGAGGGGACGAAAAUGAUGCAUCAGCAAUCCAUGAUGGUUGGCGAUAUGAUUCCUGUACACUCUGAGAUACCCGUGCAUGUUGAGGAGAUGAAUAACGCAAACUUUGAAAAUAAUGCUUCUUACGCAUACGACGAUCUAUUCCCGGCUUUGCCGCACUCGCAGCCGCCGGUUCAACGCAGCAUUCAACAAACUACAAACAAGCUUCGCGUUGGAUCGUCACUGCAUACCCAGGUGUUCCAUGUGCCAUAUGAAGAGAGAAAACUUGAUAAUGCUAACACUUUCGGCGAAGGCGAGUCAUUGAGAACCUGUCAAUCUAUUACUAAAGAUACCGGCGCCCAUAUUGAAAUAUCUACCAGCAAGGAUGGCAGUUUGACUUUUCUGAUAACUGGCAAACAUAGUGCUGUUCUUGAUGCUCGGCGCCUCAUCUUGACCCACUUCCAACAACAGGCAAGCAAGCAGGUUAACAUUCCUAAGGAACACCACCGAUGGAUCUUAGGAAAACAAGGCCAAAAGCUGAAGGAAUUGGAAAAGGUCACCGCUACUAAAAUCAGUGUCCCUGGCAUUGCAGACACUAGUGAGACUAUCACUAUAACUGGCACCAAGGAGGGCAUUGAAAAAGCUGAACAUGAAAUCCGAGUCUGUUCUGAAGAACAGUCGCGCAAAGCUUUGGAGCGUAUCAAGAUCCCGAAGAUCUACCACCCGUUCAUCCAGGGCCCUUACGGCGAGCGUGCGUCGGCGCUUAGCGCUGAGACCGGAGCUCGCAUUCACAUCCCGCCCGCGUCCACGCAAAGCGAUGAGAUCGUUAUUGCUGGCGAGAAAAAUGGAGUGCUUGCUGCUAAAGCGCAAAUCGAGCAAAUUUAUGAGGAGAUGGUCAAGAAAUGUUCAACAGUGCGUGUUGAAGUACCCAAAUCUCAGCACAAAUACGUAAUUGGCGCUCGUGGAACAACUAUCCAAGAGAUUUUGAAGGAGACUGAAGUGUCUGUGGAGAUGCCUCCUCCAGACUCACCUACUGGAACUAUCACUCUACAUGGCCCUCACAACAAAAUCGGCCUUGCUCUCUCAAAAGUCUGUGAAAAAGCGAACUCUGUUAAAACUGCAACUGUUGAUGCUCCCACAUGGAUCCAUAAGUAUAUAAUUGGAAAGCAUGGUUCUAACAUUAAAAAGAUAACUCAAGACUUCUCAAAGGUACAUGUUGAUAUAACUCACUCUGAAGAUAAGGUGAAGAUUGAUGGUCCCCCUGAGGAAGUGGAACGUGCACAAGUUGAGUUAGAUGACUUUGUGAAGAACUUGCUUGCUACCCUGACUUACGUCGAACUGUCGGUUGAUCCCAAAUUCUUCAAGCAUAUUAUUGGCAAGAAUGGAACUAACAUUAAUAGACUGAAGGAUGAGACUGGGGUAGUUAUUAACAUUAUUGAAAACGAAGGCAACAAUAUUAUUCGCAUCGAAGGUAGCCAUCAAGGAGUUGCCGAUGCUGAGAGGGAACUAAGAGAAAUGGUCAUGAAAUUGGAAAAUGAAAGAACUAAGGAAGUCUAUGUCGACCAUAGAUACAUCAAAUCUCUUAUUGGAGUCCGAGGAGAAAAGAUUAAGGAACUUCGUGAGAAGUUCGAGCGCGUGCUUAUUUCCUUGCCCGAUCAGGGACAAAAGAGGAGUCCUAUCAAGUUAAGGGGACCUCAGGAAGACAUUGAGAGAUGUGAAAAGUAUUUGCACAAGAUCAUCAAAGAAAUAGCGGAGUCUUCCUAUGUCCAAGAAGUACCGAUUUUCAAGCAGUUCCACAAGUUUAUUAUCGGCAAAGGUGGUGCUAAUUUAAGGAAAAUCCGAGAUGAAACUCAAACUGUGAUUGAUCUUCCAGCCGAAGGCGAUGAUAGCGAUGUUAUUACCGUGAGAGGUAAACGUGAAAAUGUUGAAGAUGCUGUUAAAAGGAUUCAACAGAUACACAAUGAAAAAGCCAAUGUUGUAACAGAGGAAGUCACUAUUGCGCCUAAGUAUUACAAUUCUCUUAUUGGAGCUGGUGGCAAACUUAUUCAUUCCAUUAUGGAAGAGUGUGGUGGAGUUCUUAUUAAGUUCCCACCUGCAGAGAGUGACAGCGACAAGGUUGUUAUUAAAGGACCUAUCGAAGAUGUCGAGAAAGCUAAACAGCAAUUAUUGGCCCACGCGUCCGAACGUGAACUGACGUCACACACGGCUCACGUUCGCGCCAAGCCUGAACACCACAAAUUCUUGAUUGGCAAGAAUGGUGCAAACAUCAAGAAGAUUCGGGAGCAGACUGGCGCUCGAAUCAUCUUCCCGACUGAGAAAGAUGAAGAUAAGGAAGCUAUAUUCAUUAUUGGUCGCGAAGAGCAAGUUGAGGCAGCCCGCAAGCAGCUAGAGUCAGCGGUGGCCGAAAUCAGCAACGUGUCCGAGGGCGAGAUGUCGGUGGCCCCGCGCCAUCACCGCCACUUCGUGGCACGACGCGGCGAGGUGUUACGCCGCAUCGCCGACGACUGCGGCGGCGUGCAGAUCUCCUUCCCGCGCCAGGGCGUCAACAGCGACCGAGUCGUGCUCAAGGGACCGAAGGACUGCAUUGAGGCCGCCAAGAUUCGCAUCAACGAAAUAAUUGAAGAUUUGGAAGCUAAGGUGACUAUCGAGUGUGUAAUUCCUCAAAGGCACCAUCGUACAGUGAUGGGGGCCCGUGGUGCUAAAGUCAAGGAUAUUACCGCCGAACACGACGUCCAAAUUAAAUUCCCCGAACGCGACUCAACUGAAGGAGCUGACGUGCCUGUCAAGGACGAUGAUAAUUCUGAACCAGGCCCUAAUGAUAUAAUUAGAAUUACUGGCCGCCCAGAAAAUUGCGAGGCAGCUAAAAAAGCUCUACUUGAGCAGGUGCCAAUUACAAUUGAUGUUGAAGUUCCGAAUGAACUGCAUCGAUUGCUUGCUGGACAGAAGAGAAGAGAACUGAUGCAGACUUAUGAUGUUCAUAUUCUGCUCCCACCAAAUGACGACACCAGUGACUUGGUUAAGGUGACAGGCACACCAACUAAUGUUGAGAAAGCCAAAGUUGCCCUGACAGAAAAAAUUGUUGACAUGGAAAAAGAGAAAGAGGAUAGAAUUCUCAGGUCUUAUGAACUGAAAUUCAAAGUGGAUCCUGAAUACCAUCCUUUGGUGAUUGGUAAAGGAGGAUCCGUUAUUACCAAAAUUCGCACUGAUUAUGGAGUACAAAUAAAUUUGCCUAAACGUGGCGAGCCUGAUGAUGAUGUAAUCACAAUUCAGGGUUAUGAAGACAAAGCUCAGCAAGCCAAGGAAGCCAUUAUGGCUAUUGUCCAUCAACUGGACAACCAAUGCCGCGAAGAGGUGGAUAUCGAUCCACGAGUUCACAGGAGGCUCAUUGGUCUCAGGGGCAAAAACAUCCGACGUAUUAUGGAUGACUAUAAGGUUGAUAUUCGGUUCCCGAAACAGGGUGACGACAGCAUCGUUGUUAUAACAGGAGACGAAGAGAAUGUACUUGAUGCUAAGGACCAUCUUCUAAACUUAGCUGAAGAAUAUAUGCAGGACGUGGCUGAUCGUUACACGCGUCCGGCCGCACCGUCGCUCGGAGACUUCGGCGACGUGUUAGGGGAGCGGGAGGCCGCCAAUGCUGCGGCAGGAGCGGCCGCAGCGGCGUCGGCCGCCGCGCCCGGCACUGCCGGCUUCGUGGUAAAGGGCGGGCCGUGGGAGCAGCGCGCGCCCGACACGGCGUCCACGCAGGAGUUCCCCACAAUGCCGGGGGGCCCGCGGGCUGCCGCACCCGCCGCGCCCGCGCCCACCGCCGCCUGGGGCCCGCGCCGUUAAUUGCGCUAAUCAGCUCGCCUUAUGUACUCGCAUGUGUGCAUACUUUUAAGCCUAUAGUGUAAAAGUGGAGUGCGCCGCGUUUUAUUUCGGCUGUAACGUCCCAACGCGACGAUAAUGCGACUGAUCACGUCUCAUUGUCUUCGCUUUGCGACAUCUGCUAUUCAUCCAUGUAAUCUUGAAACUUACAGAUGUAUCUGGUACUCACUCAUAAUAAUAUGGAAUAGAGGAGUCUACUGUAUAACGAUUUACUUGUGAUUUAUUCGAUAAGUUUGUCAUUGUUGAUGGCGAUCUUUUCGAAUUAUUAAUAAUAUGAGGUUGAGCCGAACCAUUUUUAUUGUAAUAAGUAUUCGGUUACAUUAUUUCGUUAUUUUUAUGAAAUAUUAUUAUUAUAUGUAUCUAUGAGUAAUGCCAUUCUAAUAAGUUGUUAUUUACUUUGAUAUUUAUAAUAAAUACACGUUGAUGUAUUUUUAAUUUAUGCAUCUUUAUAGAAUGCAUAAUAAACUGA